AUGAACAAAAAUUUAAAAUUAACUACGGAAUUACGGGAAAUACUAGUUGGUAAAUUGUUGGUUUUAUCUCCACCCCGAAUAAUCACUAAACGAAAUAGUCAAAAUUUUGGUUUCCAAACUGUUGGUAAUGGCAAAUUAAGAUUUUAUGGACAACAAUUCUAUAAAAAGGGCAAAAAGAUUAUUCCUAAAAUAAUCGAAAAAUUAAUUACUGCCCGAGUUAUUUUUAACACCCAAGGAUUUUCCCUGCCCGAAGUAAAAUUUUUAUGUAAUGUUCUGCAAAAAAAAUUUGUUCUAGGUUGGCAAAUCUACGUUUCUGGAAAAAGUUAUUUUCGGUUAAGAGAAUUAAUUUAUCCUUUUCUGCUUCCGGAAAUGCUUUACAAAUUUCCCCCAGAACGAAAAAUUAGAAAAUUAACACAAUUGCCUAAAAAAAAUCCUACGGUGAGCGUAAAGGCAAAAGGAUGCUUAACUGUGAGACUAACAAGUCGAACAGAUGCGAAAGCAGGACUUAGUGAUCCGGCGGUUCUUAGUGAUCACAUCGACGGAAGUGUUUGGCACCUCGAUGUCGACUCAUCGCAUCCUGGUGGUGAAGAAGCUACCAAGGUUUAUGGAGCGAUCCGGAAACGUCCUGAUGGAAUUUCGGAGUAUGCCAUUGUAGGAAAUCAAAUAGUUAAGAUUAUUUUGGAAAAUUUACAAGGACACUUACAAUUGAAAAGAAAGCAGGCUAAAUUGGUUUUAGAUAUUAUUAAUAAUCUGUCAAAAUUACAAAAUCCGCCGACUUUUAUAAAGUUGUGCGGAUUGGUUGAUAAGAUGGUAUUUCUCAAUGAUUCGAAAAAAAGAACCAUAACUGCUUUGGUAGUGAGAAAUGAAUUAGAAAAACAUAAUUUAUUCCCCGUAGAGACUGAGGGAAUAAAAACCCGAGAUAUUUUUUCUGAGUUGGUUAGUAAGAUUAUUCCAAAAACUACCCAGAAAUUUUUUGACACUAUUGCUGAAGAUGAACUAGAAAAGUUAAAGCAAGCCAAAACCAGAACCAGCACUGCCAUUAAUCAACGAGAUAAUUUAAUAUUAGAGUUUUUGCUUUAUACCGGAGUAAGGGUAGGUGAAUUAAUUAACAUUCGACAUUGCGAUUAUCAAAAUGGUAAUUUGAAAAUCUGUGGUAAAGGAAAUAAAAUCAGACAUAUUCCUCUUCCUCCCUUUUUAGCCAAACAUUUCAACGGCAAUUCUGAUUAUUUGUUUAAAAAUUAUCGGGGUGAAAAAAUGAGUGACAAUCGAGUUCGGGAAAUUUGUUAUUUGAGAACUAAAAAAGCCGGUCUCAACAAGCAAAUCAGUCCUCACACUUUUCGGAGGUCGUUUGCUACUCUUUCUAAUAAAAUAGGAAUACGUUUAACAACUAUUCAAAAAAUUUUAGGGCAUAGUGAUAUUCAAACUACUUCUUCCUAUAUCCAUAACUCCUACGAGGAAAUCUAUCAAGAUUAUAGCAAAUUAUGGAAUUCUUCCCCCCCCCCCCCCCCAAUGACAGUUUCUUUAAAAAAUAAACGAUAA
Messenger RNA from Racocetra fulgida, 1539 nucleotides. Lineage: Eukaryota; Fungi; Glomeromycota; Glomeromycetes; Diversisporales; Gigasporaceae. The record is from the annotation of a GenBank genome assembly.